AUGACCUCGUCGCCCGACACGGCUGCUUUGCUCGUUCGAGUCAACGGCUACGUGAACUGGAUAGCGACUACAUUGAUUGCGUACAACUAUGUACUCAAUCUUGGUCAAGAGAUCGACCUUGUCUGGUGUCACAAGCGCUCCUCCACAAUAUUCAAAGCCAUUUACGGGAUAUUACGAUACGGCGGUCUCACGUUCUUUAUAAUCUUUCAGCUAAAUGAGUUUCUUGUUGUAACCUAUGCGGUAUGCUAUGCGUAUCUGAUCGUCGACAACGCAGUAUAUUUGCUUGUGAUCGCCACUUUGCAAGGCAUGAUGGCAACGAGGGUAUACGCCAUGUCAAGGCGGUCCAGGACAGUCUUCUUUGUCCUGCUCGUAGGUUUCGUGCUAGCGCAGGCUGAGAGUGUCGUUUCCACAUACGCUGCUAUCUUCCCUAUAGAGUUCGAAGGGAACUCUUCCGGUGCUACCAACACCGGGAGCUGCGGGCCUAUUCUAUCACCGAGCAAAACGUGGCUGAACGUCUCCGGCAACAUCGUCCUCGCCGGCUACGAGCUCCUCUUGGCCGUCGUCGCGCUCUAUUAUUUCCGCAAAGACUUGAAGAACAUCCUUCGCCACUCGAUCGCUAGCUUCAUGAACGUCGUCUUCAGAGACCACAUCGUCUACUUCCUUUUAACUUUCCUCGCCAUGCUGUUCAGCGCCGUCUCCCUGGCGCUUCAAUCGGCCGCAUCAGUCCAGGUGAUCCAAAACUUCCGCGCUGCGAGAAUUUGGCCGGCUAACGAUCAAAUACGCAGUCCGACGCUGGAGAAACGCUCACAGUCUGCGCCGCCGUAGGAGGAAUGCUCUGGAUCCUUCAAACGUGCAUGGCAGGGCCUCUCAUGAUGCUCAGCAUCCGGCGCCACGAGGCCCGUGUCAGGGGGUUUGGAACCGGCGGAACGGAGCAUGCGAUCCCUCUCACAAUAUCGUCGGGUCUUCACAGCGAGGGCAACAUGCAAAUGGAGACGCUACGAUACAGUAAGGGUUAGAAGGCGUCGAUUAUUCCGGAGACAAAGUCGUCGGGACGUCACAUUCUGUUGAUCUUUGUAUUACUCUGUACCGGUUCAUGGGCCACUACGCAGCCUCUCAUGCGCUUGUUGACUCUGACCUGUAACACCUAUUGCCUUUCACUCGUUGACUUCGACCUAUACCCUUCGUUAACUCUGACCUAUACCACUCAUUGACUCAACCUGUACCACUCAUUGACCCC
Coniophora puteana RWD-64-598 SS2 is the source of this 1237-nucleotide messenger RNA. RefSeq lists its product as uncharacterized. The coding region runs from base 1 to 825 and encodes 274 amino acids. The record is from RefSeq and is a predicted model, not a curated record. NCBI's taxonomy places the organism in Eukaryota, Fungi, Basidiomycota, Agaricomycetes, Boletales, Coniophoraceae. The transcript is spliced from 12 exons.